Lachancea fermentati is the source of this 756-nucleotide messenger RNA. Lineage: Eukaryota; Fungi; Ascomycota; Saccharomycetes; Saccharomycetales; Saccharomycetaceae. The record is from the annotation of a GenBank genome assembly.
AUGGCUACAAAGCAGGCUCACAAGAGACUUACCAAAGAGUACAAGUCUAUGGUGGAAAACCCCCCUCCCUUCAUCAUGGCACAACCUAACGAAAACAACAUCUUAGAAUGGCAUUACGUUAUCACUGGCCCUCCAGAUACACCUUACGCUGGAGGUCAAUACCAUGGAACACUGGUAUUCCCAUCUGAUUACCCAUUCAAGCCUCCUGCAAUUAGGAUGAUUACGCCAAAUGGACGAUUCAAGGAGGACACAAGACUGUGUCUUUCCAUGAGUGACUAUCAUCCUGACACUUGGAAUCCAUCGUGGUCGGUGUCGACGAUAUUGACUGGUUUGUUGAGCUUUAUGACAGGUACAGAAAGCACGACGGGGGCGAUUGUGACAACUUCCGAAUACAAGAAGAAAAUGGCGGAGAGUUCCAAGGAGUUUAACGCGCUGAGAAAUGUCCGAUUCCGGGCUAUAUUUCCUGAUCUUGUCAAAGAAAACUUGAAUGACAUAGAAGAAAUGAAAAAAAAUGGGAAGAGCUCUGAGAAAGAAACCACCAAAAAUAUUUUAGAAGAGGCAGGCAAAGAAGAAGUGGUGCAUUUGGCCGACAUCACAGACCCUGAAGACAGAAUAAGAGCUGAAGAGGAACUUGAAAAACUUCGUAGGAACAAUAAUAGGCCUAAUCCUUCAAAUCGUGCAAACGAUAGCGGGCUGUCUUGGCUGUACAUUAUUCUAGCACUUGCCUUGUUCAUUGUCGGACUAGUUAUGAAAUAG